This is a messenger RNA of Pseudonaja textilis, 1079 nucleotides long. NCBI's taxonomy places the organism in Eukaryota, Metazoa, Chordata, Lepidosauria, Squamata, Elapidae. The record is from RefSeq and is a predicted model, not a curated record.
AGCCUGGGAGCUGUGGGGAGAGCUGGACCAGAACCAGGCAGAAGGUCCUGCAGGAGGGAACCCUCCUCCCUUCAGAACUUCCCCCCUGGACCGCCAUCCAAUGCCGGGAGGCUGAGGGUCCCCGGGGACUUUGCAGCCGACUGCAUGACUUGUGCAGGUGAUGGCUGAGCCCAGGAAAGCACAGCAAAGCCCAGAUGCUGGACCUGGUGGUUCUGGAGCGGCUCCUGGCUCUCCUGCCCCCAGAGAUGGAGGGCUGGGUGCGGGAGUGUGGAGCAGAGAGCAGCUCCCAGGCGGUGGCCCUGGCGGAAGGCUUCCUCCUGAGCCAGGCGGAGGAGCAGAAGGAGCAACUCCAGUGGCAGUGCUGCAGUGUGGAGAUCAGAGAUCCUGAGGGAAGGAAGAACCCAUCAAAUCCCCCUCAGGAGCUAUUUUUCAGGAGGAUCCCUUGGGAAGAUCCAAGUCAGGACCCCUCAGGAGAGAAACAAAGAAUGAAGAUUUCUGGUUUUUAUGAGAGAGAUCAAACCGCUUUUGAACCUCCAAAUCAAGAGGGUCUUGUGUCCUUCGAGGAGGUGGCUGUGUAUUUCUCUGAGGAGGAAUGGUCUCAGCUGGAUCCUGCCCAGAAAGCACUGCAUUCGGAAGUCAUGCUUGAAAACCAUAGGAACGUGUUCUCUCUAGGUAAUAAUGGGCAAGAGAAUCAAGAUUCUUGUGAACUGUUCCAAGUGAUCAAUGCUAAGGACGGAACGGAGAAGUUUGAAAUUCGAAUGGAAUUCGAAAACCAUGAUAGAAACCAGUCAAAGAAUUUCAACCAGGAAAGCUCAUCUUCCACUGAUGCUCCGAUGCAAGACUUUCUUGCCCAACAAGAGGAAAUAAGGAAAAAAUAUACUGGAAAAUGUGGGAAGCUAAUCAAAGCUAAAGUACAAGUAAAUGAACACUAUUUAACCCAAAACAAAGGAGAAGAUGCUAUAAGAAGACACAGUGGACAAAAUUACAAUGGGACAUUCAUUCUUUCUCUUGGAAAUAAGUUCCUUACAUCUCAAAAAGCGAUUGACACAGAAGAGAAGCCGUAUAAAUACCUUUGCUGA